UACCGCCAGGCAAUUGACUUGAUAAAACCAAGAUUUGUAUUCGCUCAGCGCGUAUUGAUCACUCUACUUAAUACGGCAUGCAAAUUAACUGAUUCUUUUUCUCCUUGAUCUUCAUUCUACCACUCGUUAUGUUUGCUUUGAUCCCGGUCUAACACAGAGAGGCGAUGUAAUGGCCAGUUUAAGUACUUCUGCUCGGUGUUUGCUGUAAUGGGAUCUUUUAUAUUUUGCAGAAGAUUAUGGAGGUGGAAUCCAGAGCGCGCGGAACCUUUUGAGAACGAGGAGCAAAGGCCUUGCUCGUGCUGGUCCCCAGAGGUGACACCCUCCACUAAAAUGGCCUUGAUAGAGCAAGGGGACACGGCGGCGCCCGAGAACUGCCAGAGACUUGUCAUACUGGGCUCCAGUAAAGUGGGCAAGACCUCGCUGGUGUCGCGAUUUCUGAACAAUAAGUUUGAUGACGGAUACACGCCAACCAUUGAGGACUUUCACAGGAAGAUUUACCGUAUCAAAGGAGAGGCAUACCGUCUGGACAUUCUUGAUACUUCCGGCAACCAUCCGUUUCCCGCCAUGAGGAGAUUGUCUAUUAUUACAGGUGACUUGUUUCUUCUGGUGUACAGCAUCGAUAACAGAGAAUCUUUUGAAGAAGUUGAACGUCUCUGUCAGCAAAUACAAGAAUGCAAGACGCAGUGUAGAACUCAAACAGGGGAACGUCGCCGGAAGUUCGGAAUCCCCAUCGUUGUCGUUGGCAACAAGUGUGACCGGGAGAAAUCGCGCGUGAUAGACCCUUCCGAAGCACUACAUCUAACCGAAGUGUACGAGAACUGCCAGUUUAUAGAAGCGUCUGCGAAGAAAAACAUUAACAUCGAAGAAUCUUUUACUAGAAUUUUUGACCUGGGCAACCUUCCGCUUGAAAUGAGUCCAUCCUUACAUCGGAAGGUGCAUCCUUUUUACGUCAGCGGAAGUUCGUCACCGACCGGAAGAAGGGGUAUGUCCAUCAGGAGAAAAAUGUCCGAUGCAUGUGGGACGAUUGCCCCAAACGUCAGGCGACCAAGCAUCCGAACAGAUCUCAUGGUUGCCCAGAUGAGAACCAAAACGUCCGCCAUUUCCAAAGCCGAUGUAAAGGAUAAAUGUGUUAUUCAGUGAUUGCUUUAUCAAUCUGACAAGAUUGUCUCUAACGUUUUGCCAACAGUUCAUCUAUACGCAUUCUUGUGUAAAAUGGUUUUGAUACCUCUGAUAUUUUUAUGAAUAAUUAGAAAAUAUAUCAAUUUGA
Messenger RNA from Magallana angulata, 1267 nucleotides. Its product is annotated as dexamethasone-induced Ras-related protein 1-like. The transcript is spliced from 2 exons. The record is from RefSeq and is a predicted model, not a curated record. NCBI's taxonomy places the organism in Eukaryota, Metazoa, Mollusca, Bivalvia, Ostreida, Ostreidae. Gene Ontology annotation, molecular function: GTP binding; GTPase activity. Bases 208 to 1140 code for a protein of 310 amino acids.